Messenger RNA from Frankliniella occidentalis (western flower thrips), 649 nucleotides. Its product is annotated as cuticle protein 19-like. NCBI's taxonomy places the organism in Eukaryota, Metazoa, Arthropoda, Insecta, Thysanoptera, Thripidae. The transcript is spliced from 3 exons. Bases 36 to 554 code for a protein of 172 amino acids. The record is from RefSeq and is a predicted model, not a curated record. Gene Ontology annotation, cellular component: extracellular matrix.
GAGCGAGGACCCCGGAGGACCCCGAGGAAGCCAUCAUGGACUUAAAGGCUGUGCUCUACGUGGCGGCGAUGGCGGCCGCGGUCCGGGCGGCCCCGCGGCCCGGCGGCCACGCCGAGUCGUACGUCGCCAUCUCGCACAUCGCGCCCGCGCCCAUCUACGCCGAGCCCGCGCCCGUGCACGCGCCGCAUGGGCCGCCCGGGCCGCACGGCCCGCCCCUUUACCACCCGGCCCCGCCGGUCUAUGUCCACGAGCCGGUGGCCCACCCCAAGUACGCCUUCAAGUACGGCGUCGAGGACGCGCACACCGGCGACUACAAGGACGCCAAGGAGGAGCGCGACGGCGACGUGGUCAAGGGCGAGUACUCGUUCCUGCAGCCCGACGGCACGAAGCGCACCGUGCACUACACCGCCGACCACCACAACGGCUUCAACGCCGUGGUGUCGUACAGCGGGCACGCCGUGCACCCGCCCGCCGGGCCGCUGCCAGCGGCGCCAGCCGCGCACCCGGGGCCCGGGCCGGGGCCGUACGGGCCUUACGGGCCCUACUACCACUAGCGCCCCACUUCCACCAUCCACAUCGCCACCCAGCACCUCAUCGCUCGCCUGUACAUAUCGCCCAUAAAAAAAUUACACAUGUCUGCAAGCCUGGA